Molecule: messenger RNA, 1940 nt
Organism: Salvelinus sp. IW2-2015
Lineage: Eukaryota; Metazoa; Chordata; Actinopteri; Salmoniformes; Salmonidae
Product: epithelial splicing regulatory protein 2
Molecular function (GO): mRNA binding
Source: RefSeq, a predicted model, not a curated record
AAAAAAAAAUUCUGGGCUUGUCAUGGAGUUCGCGUGAAAGAAAACAGGGAUUUUUUUCCAAUUUUCUUUACCAGUUAAACCAGUAUCUCUGGAUAGAACACGCUCAAGUACUUGAUCAGUUUUUACCCUUGUGGUCCCUGAUGGCUUCGCACAGUGAUACUCUGGUGGUGUUCUUUGGGGCAACAGCUGGUGCAAAUGGGGGUAAACUGGGUUCGGAUGAGAGGGAAAUAAUUCUCUUGGUGUGGCAAAUUGUGGAUCUACAUGAGAAAAAGGUUGGGAAACUUCAGAGACGUCUUGUGAAGCCCGACUCUUUGGAGUUGACAGACCAGAGUAAAGAGGAGACUGGACUGUCUGUGGACGAACUCUACAAGGCUGAACCUCUGGACAAAGUUCUGCAACAGUUCCAGCAGUCCGUCUCAGCGGAGUUGAAGGCUCUGGGCAGAAGCUCCUACACACUGUGUGUCGACGGGCCCCUCGUCAUACGACAGGCCCUUCACCCUGAGGCCUCCAAGAAGAACCUGGUCCUGCCGGAGUGUUUCUACUCCUUUGUGGAUGUGAGGAAAGAGUUUCACAAAUGUUGUCCCAAUGCUGGACAGGUCCAGGACCUAACGCUGCCCUCUAUCCUAGAAUAUGUGUGCAUCCCAGAACUUCCCCUGUCAGAGCAGGUGAUGGGGCUGAAGGAGGUGAGGUGUAUGGUCCAGCUCUCCCUGCACAUCCUGGCUGAGCCAUACAACCACAAAUUCUCAUGCUUUGAAGCUGUGAAGUACAAGCUUGAAUCGGGAGCAUGCAGUAAGACUGAACCAGUGGACAGUGAGACAGUGAUCAGAGCCAGGGGGUUGCCAUGGCAAUCUUCUGACCAGGACAUCUCCCGCUUCUUCAAGGGCCUCAACAUCGCCAAGGGUGGUGUGGCCCUCUGUCUGAACGCCCAGGGCAGGAGGAACGGUGAAGCCCUGGUUCGGUUCAUCAACCAGGAGCACAGAGACCUGGCCCUGGAGAGACACAAACACCACAUGGGCAGCAGAUACAUUGAGGUAUACAAAGCCACAGGAGAGGAAUUCCUCAAGAUCGCUGGAGGCACGUCCAACGAGGUGGCCCAGUUCCUGUCCAAGGAGAACCAGGUGAUCAUCAGGAUGAGGGGUCUUCCCUUCACCGCCUCUCCCCAGGACGUGUUGACCUUCCUGGGGGCCGACAGCCCCGUGACGGACGCCAGCGACGGCCUACUCUUCGUAAAGUACCCUGACGGGCGGCCCACAGGCGACGCCUUCGUCCUGUUCUCCUGUGAGGAGUACGCUCUGAACGCCCUGAAGAAACACAAGCAGAUCCUGGGCAAGAGAUACAUUGAGCUGUUCAGAAGCACUGCAGCGGAGGUCCAACAGGUCCUGAACCGUUACAUGUCCACCCCUCUGAUCUCCACGCUGCCCUCUUCCAUGGUCCCCAUGCCGGUCUUGGCCACGCCCCCCUACCUGGCAACUGGCAGCACGCGGGACUGUGUCCGUCUGCGAGGUCUACCCUACACCGCUGCUAUAGAGGAUAUACUGGAGUUCAUGGGAGAACACACUAUUGAUAUUAAACCACAUGGAGUUCAUAUGGUGCUCAACCAACAGGGUCGUCCCUCAGGUGAUGCCUUCAUUCAGAUGAGGUCAGCUGACAGGGCGUUCAUGGUGGCCCAGAAGUGCCACAAGAAGAUGAUGAAGGACCGCUAUGUGGAGGUGUUCCAGUGUUCUACUGAGGAGAUGAGCUUCGUCCUGAUGGGAGGAACACUCAACCGCAGCGGCCUGUCCCCUCCACCCUGCAAACUACCCUGUCUGGCUCCUCCGGCCUAUGCUGCGUUCCCUUCUCCUGCCAUGCUCUCUGAGGCUGCUCUGUACCAGCCCCCCCUACUGGCCACCCCCAGAACAUCCCAGCCCCCACACAGUUUAGUGGUGAACUACAAUGCAUAA